AUGCAACGCUUCGUCAAGACCUCGACACUUGCAACCACGUCGGACGGCGCCGUCCUGCUUGCCUACGAUACCGACCGCGCCACCAUGUGCGUCAUCAAGCGCACGCGCCUCUCGCGCUUGACGCACGCAGCGAUCGCGAGCGAAGUGCACGCCUACGACGUCCUCCACGCCAAGGCAUCCGACCACAUCAUGCGCUGCUACGGCAGCCACAUGGAUCGCAAGCGCACGCACCACUACUUCCUCCUCGAGCACUGCGCCAAAGGCGAUCUGUACAACCACCUGCAUGAUCUAUCCAUGCACAAGUGCACGCCCGAGCUCGCGCAGCAGUAUUUCAAGCAAAUCGCCCGUGGUCUCGCGGCCAUCCAUAGCUGCGGCCUCGCUCACCGCGAUCUCUCGCUCGAAAAUGUCUUUGUCGAUACGAAUGGCAAACUCAAGAUUGGCGACUUUGGCCUCGCGACGCCGCUCGCUGCAACGGCAACACAUGCAGUCGGGGAGAGCUACUACAUGGCGCCCGAGAUGCACACCAGUGGCGACUACAGCGCGGCGACCGUCGACGUCUGGUCCCUCGGCAUCGUGCUCUGGAUGUUGCUCACCGGCGUCACGCUCGUCGAGUCGUCGUCCGAGGCCGACGAAGUGUUUGGCUUCCUCCAGCGCGUUGGUAUCCGGACACUCGUCCGCGCAUGGGGACUGGCACUGCCAAGCGACGCUGUCGAGAUGCUGACGCUGCUCUUGGUCGCAGACCCGGCGCUGCGUCCGUCCAUGGCCACGGUGCUGCAGCAUGCGUACUGCCAGCCGCGCACCUCGGGUGAUGUUCCGUCGCGGUAG
Messenger RNA from Saprolegnia parasitica CBS 223.65, 825 nucleotides. RefSeq names its product serine/threonine protein kinase. The record is from RefSeq and is a predicted model, not a curated record. The transcript has a single exon. Bases 1 to 825 code for a protein of 274 amino acids. Gene Ontology annotation, molecular function: protein kinase activity; ATP binding. Gene Ontology annotation, biological process: protein phosphorylation. NCBI's taxonomy places the organism in Eukaryota, Oomycota, Saprolegniomycetes, Saprolegniales, Saprolegniaceae.